Biomphalaria glabrata is the source of this 4533-nucleotide messenger RNA. RefSeq lists its product as uncharacterized. Bases 1 to 4533 code for a protein of 1510 amino acids. Lineage: Eukaryota; Metazoa; Mollusca; Gastropoda; Planorbidae. The record is from RefSeq and is a predicted model, not a curated record. The transcript has a single exon.
AUGUUGGAAUUGAUGAACAGAAUCAGCGAAAAACAAGCCAAGGAAUACUGUAUGUUGGAAUUGAUGAACAGAAUCAGCGAAAAACAAGCCAAGGAAUACUGUAUGUUGGAAUUGAUGAACAGAAUCAGCGAAAAACAAGCCAAGGAAUACUGUAUGUUGGAAUUGAUGAACAGAAUCAGCGAAAAACAAGCCAAGGAAUACUGUAUGUUGGAAUUGAUGAACAGAAUCAGCGAAAAACAAGCCAAGGAAUACUGUAUGUUGGAAUUGAUGAACAGAAUCAGCGAGAAACAUGCCAAGGAAUACUGUAUGUUGGAAUUGAUGAACAGAAUCAGCGAGAAACAUGCCAAGGAAUACUGUAUGUUGGAAUUGAUGAACAGAAUCAGCGAGAAACAUGCCAAGGAAUACUGUAUGUUGGAAUUGAUGAACAGAAUCAGCGAGAAACAUGCCAAGGAAUACUGUAUGUUGGAAUUGAUGAACAGAAUCAGCGAGAAACAAGCCAAGGAAUACUGUAUGUUGGAAUUGAUGAACAGAAUCAGCGAGAAACAUGCCAAGGAAUACUGUAUGUUGGAAUUGAUGAACAGAAUCAGCGAGAAACAUGCCAAGGAAUACUGUAUGUUGGAAUUGAUGAACAGAAUCAGCGAGAAACAUGCCAAGGAAUACUGUAUGUUGGAAUUGAUGAACAGAAUCAGCGAGAAACAUGCCAAGGAAUACUGUAUGUUGGAAUUGAUGAACAGAAUCAGCGAGAAACAAGCCAAGGAAUACUGUAUGUUGGAAUUGAUGAACAGAAUCAGCGAGAAACAAGCCAAGGAAUACUGUAUGUUGGAAUUGAUGAACAGAAUCAGCGAGAAACAAGCCAAGGAAUACUGUGUGUUGGAAUUGAUGAACAGAAUCAGCGAGAAACAUGCCAAGGAAUACUGUAUGUUGGAAUUGAUGAACAGAAUCAGCGAGAAACAAGCCAAGGAAUACUGUAUGUUGGAAUUGAUGAACAGAAUCAGCGAGAAACAAGCCAAGGAAUACUGUGUGUUGGAAUUGAUGAACAGAAUCAGCGAGAAACAUGCCAAGGAAUACUGUAUGUUGGAAUUGAUGAACAGAAUCAGCGAGAAACAAGCCAAGGAAUACUGUGUGUUGGAAUUGAUGAACAGAAUCAGCGAGAAACAUGCCAAGGAAUACUGUAUGUUGGAAUUGAUGAACAGAAUCAGCGAGAAACAUGCCAAGGAAUACUGUAUGUUGGAAUUGAUGAACAGAAUCAGCGAGAAACAAGCCAAGGAAUACUGUGUGUUGGAAUUGAUGAACAGAAUCAGCGAGAAACAAGCCAAGGAAUACUGUGUGUUGGAAUUGAUGAACAGAAUCAGCGAGAAACAUGCCAAGGAAUACUGUAUGUUGGAAUUGAUGAACAGAAUCAGCGAGAAACAUGCCAAGGAAUACUGUAUGUUGGAAUUGAUGAACAGAAUCAGCGAGAAACAAGCCAAGGAAUACUGUAUGUUGGAAUUGAUGAACAGAAUCAGCGAGAAACAAGCCAAGGAAUACUGUGUGUUGGAAUUGAUGAACAGAAUCAGCGAGAAACAUGCCAAGGAAUACUGUAUGUUGGAAUUGAUGAACAGAAUCAGUGAGAAACAUGCCAAGGAAUACUGUAUGUUGGAAUUGAUGAACAGAAUCAGCGAGAAACAUGCCAAGGAAUACUGUAUGUUGGAAUUGAUGACCAGAAUCAGCGAGAAACAUGCCAAGGAAUACUGUAUGUUGGAAUUGAUGAACAGAAUCAGCGAGAAACAUGCCAAGGAAUACUGUAUGUUGGAAUUGAUGAACAGAAUCAGCGAGAAACAUGCCAAGGAAUACUGUAUGUUGGAAUUGAUGAACAGAAUCAGCGAGAAACAUGCCAAGGAAUACUGUAUGUUGGAAUUGAUGAACAGAAUCAGCGAGAAACAAGCCAAGGAAUACUGUAUGUUGGAAUUAAUGAACAGAAUCAGCGAGAAACAAGCCAAGGAAUACUGUAUGUUGGAAUUGAUGAACAGAAUCAGCGAGAAACAUGGCAAGGAAUACUGUAUGUUGGAAUUGAUGAACAGAAUCAGUGAGAAACAUGCCAAGGAAUACUGUAUGUUGGAAUUGAUGAACAGAAUCAGCGAGAAACAUGCCAAGGAAUACUGUAUGUUGGAAUUGAUGAACAGAAUCAGCGAGAAACAUGCCAAGGAAUACUGUAUGUUGGAAUUGAUGAACAGAAUCAGCGAGAAACAUGCCAAGGAAUACUGUAUGUUGGAAUUGAUGAACAGAAUCAGCGAGAAACAUGCCAAGGAAUGCUGUAUGUUGGAAUUGAUGAACAGAAUCAGCGAGAAACAAGCCAAGGAAUACUGUAUGUUGGAAUUGAUGAACAGAAUCAGCGAGAAACAAGCCAAGGAAUACUGUAUGUUGGAAUUGAUGAACAGAAUCAGCGAGAAACAAGCCAAGGAAUACUGUGUGUUGGAAUUGAUGAACAGAAUCAGCGAGAAACAUGCCAAGGAAUACUGUAUGUUGGAAUUGAUGAACAGAAUCAGCGAGAAACAAGCCAAGGAAUACUGUAUGUUGGAAUUGAUGAACAGAAUCAGCGAGAAACAAGCCAAGGAAUACUGUGUGUUGGAAUUGAUGAACAGAAUCAGCGAGAAACAUGCCAAGGAAUACUGUAUGUUGGAAUUGAUGAACAGAAUCAGCGAGAAACAAGCCAAGGAAUACUGUGUGUUGGAAUUGAUGAACAGAAUCAGCGAGAAACAUGCCAAGGAAUACUGUAUGUUGGAAUUGAUGAACAGAAUCAGCGAGAAACAUGCCAAGGAAUACUGUAUGUUGGAAUUGAUGAACAGAAUCAGCGAGAAACAAGCCAAGGAAUACUGUGUGUUGGAAUUGAUGAACAGAAUCAGCGAGAAACAAGCCAAGGAAUACUGUGUGUUGGAAUUGAUGAACAGAAUCAGCGAGAAACAUGCCAAGGAAUACUGUAUGUUGGAAUUGAUGAACAGAAUCAGCGAGAAACAUGCCAAGGAAUACUGUAUGUUGGAAUUGAUGAACAGAAUCAGCGAGAAACAAGCCAAGGAAUACUGUAUGUUGGAAUUGAUGAACAGAAUCAGCGAGAAACAAGCCAAGGAAUACUGUGUGUUGGAAUUGAUGAACAGAAUCAGCGAGAAACAUGCCAAGGAAUACUGUAUGUUGGAAUUGAUGAACAGAAUCAGUGAGAAACAUGCCAAGGAAUACUGUAUGUUGGAAUUGAUGAACAGAAUCAGCGAGAAACAUGCCAAGGAAUACUGUAUGUUGGAAUUGAUGACCAGAAUCAGCGAGAAACAUGCCAAGGAAUACUGUAUGUUGGAAUUGAUGAACAGAAUCAGCGAGAAACAUGCCAAGGAAUACUGUAUGUUGGAAUUGAUGAACAGAAUCAGCGAGAAACAUGCCAAGGAAUACUGUAUGUUGGAAUUGAUGAACAGAAUCAGCGAGAAACAUGCCAAGGAAUACUGUAUGUUGGAAUUGAUGAACAGAAUCAGCGAGAAACAAGCCAAGGAAUACUGUAUGUUGGAAUUAAUGAACAGAAUCAGCGAGAAACAAGCCAAGGAAUACUGUAUGUUGGAAUUGAUGAACAGAAUCAGCGAGAAACAUGGCAAGGAAUACUGUAUGUUGGAAUUGAUGAACAGAAUCAGUGAGAAACAUGCCAAGGAAUACUGUAUGUUGGAAUUGAUGAACAGAAUCAGCGAGAAACAUGCCAAGGAAUACUGUAUGUUGGAAUUGAUGACCAGAAUCAGCGAGAAACAUGCCAAGGAAUACUGUAUGUUGGAAUUGAUGAACAGAAUCAGCGAGAAACAUGCCAAGGAAUACUGUAUGUUGGAAUUGAUGAACAGAAUCAGCGAGAAACAUGCCAAGGAAUACUGUAUGUUGGAAUUGAUGAACAGAAUCAGCGAGAAACAUGCCAAGGAAUACUGUAUGUUGGAAUUGAUGAACAGAAUCAGCGAGAAACAUGCCAAGGAAUACUGUAUGUUGGAAUUGAACAGAAUCAGCGAGAAACACGCCAAGGAAUACUGUAUGUUGGAAUUGAUGACCAGAAUCAGCGAGAAACAUGCCAAGGAAUACUGUAUGUUGGAAUUGAUGAACAGAAUCAGCGAGAAACAUGCCAAGGAAUACUGUAUGUUGGAAUUGAUGAACAGAAUCAGCGAGAAACAUGCCAAGGAAUACUGUAUGUUGGAAUUGAUGAACAGAAUCAGCGAGAAACAUGCCAAGGAAUACUGUAUGUUGGAAUUGAUGAACAGAAUCAGCGAGAAACAUGCCAAGGAAUACUGUAUGUUGGAAUUGAUGAACAGAAUCAGCGAGAAACAUGCCAAGGAAUACUGUAUGUUGGAAUUGAUGAACAGAAUCAGCGAGAAACAUGCCAAGGAAUACUGUAUGUUGGAAUUGAUGAACAGAAUCAGCGAGAAACAUGCCAAGGAAUACUGUAUGUUGGAAUUGAUGAACAGAAUCAGCGAGAAACAUGCCAAGGAAUACUGUAUUGCGGAACGACAACACGCCAAAAGUCGAAAAGAUAAAACGUGCUGA